UCACGGAGCCCAACCUCACCGCGACGACUUUCGUCAUGUUCGGCACGCGGGAGGAGGGGGCGGGCGUUGUUUUUUCUUCUUCUAUACAUGGCAUUCGACGCCCUCGGUUUCCCCGCCUGCACCGGGGCUUGGGCUGCGGACUCCGUGUCGUCGGACUACGAGACGUGGAGCCCAUCCGAUGGGUCCAGGUCGGACAAGUGCCUCCUGGGCGCGCAGACCUCUUACACGAGGCGAAAACAGACAUCCGCAUGCUUCAACGGCAUGGAGUUCGAGCGGCCAGUGGAGCAGAAGGCCUGCAGCUGCACGCAGGAGGAUUAUGCCUGCGACAUGGGCUUCGUGCGGAGCGUGGGCUCCACCGAGUGCGUGUACGGCGGGCCCGACAUGAUGCCUGCCCGGCUGUUGCCGGAGGUGUGUACCGGCAGCUACCAGGCGUCAGCCUACCGCAAGGUAGCGGGGGACAAGUGCCAGGGCGGUUGGAGCCCAGACAAGGCUGAGGUGCCGUGCCCGGGAGGGAGCGCUCCCCUCGGGCACGCGAAGUAUGCGCUUGCUGGGGUUGUGCUGCUUGGCGUCCUCUACGUCGGCGCUGGCAAGCUCUCCGAGAGCCGCUCUGGCUUCGGCGAGUUCACCGCGAAGGAGUCCUCCUGGGCGCCGCUCUCGCUCCUGUCCGCGGUGGCCAUGCUCGGCGGUUGCCUGGCCAGGUUCUCCUCCAAGAGCCGCUCCUUCGGCGGCAACUCGUACCGCCCCGUGGGCAAGGACGAGUUCGACGUGGACCUCGCCGGGGACGGCGCCUCCCUGAACGACUUCCUCGACGAGGCGGACUACGACUCUCCCCCCCCGCACGUGUAUGGCGCCACCGCCGAGGAGACGCGGCCCGAGCGCCGCAGGCCAGAGCGCGACGCCGCCCCAGCCCCCGGCGGCGCGCGCGCGGCGCUCGAGCCGGUGCCGAAGCUGCGCGCGCCGGGCGGCGCCGCGCAGCAGCUCCACGCGGCGGGCGGCGACGACGGGGACCUGCUGUGAGCGGGCAGCCGUCAGUCGAGGCCUCUUAUCGGGCCAGGCGAAGGGGGGGGAUAGGGAGAGGGGGGGUUACGAAAUCUGCGGCAUGCAGCUGGUCUCAGCCUCACCGAGGGGCCCAUUGCUCGGUACAUGGCCGCCUCCGUCUCGCGCGCCGGGAGGCGCCGGAAAAGUCAGCUACGUGAGCUGAUUCUCCCCCCCCCCCUUUGCUAUCCCCCCCUUUCGCCUGGCCUGAUCCCAGAUGGGGUCCGAGUAGUCAGAGGAGGAGGAGGAAAGUCGGACGCACCCAACCGCAGGAGG
Prorocentrum cordatum is the source of this 1311-nucleotide messenger RNA. The record is from the annotation of a GenBank genome assembly. Lineage: Eukaryota; Dinophyceae; Prorocentrales; Prorocentraceae.